This is a messenger RNA of Penicillium soppii, 1218 nucleotides long. Its product is annotated as serine/threonine-protein kinase. The coding region runs from base 1 to 1218 and encodes 405 amino acids. Gene Ontology annotation, molecular function: ATP binding; calcium/calmodulin-dependent protein kinase activity; calmodulin binding. The record is from RefSeq and is a predicted model, not a curated record. Gene Ontology annotation, biological process: cellular response to oxidative stress; protein phosphorylation. The transcript has 4 exons. Lineage: Eukaryota; Fungi; Ascomycota; Eurotiomycetes; Eurotiales; Aspergillaceae.
AUGGCAUCACAGCAGCCCCCGAAGCUGCCUAAGGUUCAGCCCUGCCGAUACAAGACUGGAAAGACAUUGGGCGCUGGCUCGUACUCUGUCGUGAAGGAAUGUGUGCACAUCGAUACUGGCCGCUAUUAUGCGGCAAAGGUCAUUAACAAGCGUCUAAUGUCCGGACGGGAGCAUAUGGUUCGGAAUGAAAUCGCCGUACUGAAGAAAGUGUCGAUGGGCCACCAGAACAUUCUCACCCUCGUCGACUACUUCGAGACCAUGAACAACUUGUAUCUGGUCACCGAUCUUGCACUUGGCGGAGAACUUUUUGAUCGCAUCUGCCGCAAAGGCAGCUACUAUGAGUCGGACGCUGCCGACCUUAUGCGCGCAGUGCUCUCUGCUGUGGCCUAUUUGCACGGCCACGGGAUUGUGCACCGUGAUUUGAAGCCCGAAAACUUGCUUUUCCGUACGCCAGAAGACAAUGCUGAUCUCUUGAUCGCUGAUUUCGGCUUGUCGAGAAUCAUGGACGAGGAGCAGUUCCACGUUCUGACGACAACCUGUGGGACGCCAGGAUAUAUGGCACCCGAGAUUUUCAAAAAGAGUGGUCAUGGAAAGCCAGUCGAUAUCUGGGCUAUCGGUGUGAUUACCUACUUCCUAUUAUGCGGUUACACGCCCUUUGACCGGGACUCCAAUCUGGAAGAAAUGCAAGCAAUUCUAGCAGCUGACUACUCCUUCAUUCCAUUGGAAUAUUGGCGGGGCGUAUCGCAAGAAGCCCGCGACUUCAUCAAGCGCUGCCUGACGAUCAACCCUGAGUCACGGAUGACAGCGCAUGAAGCCUUGCAGCACCCAUGGAUCAACCCACCAUACGAGAACGGCAAGGUCGGCUCCGGCGAGGAUCUGCUCCCGACAGUCAAGAAGAACUUCAACGCCCGGCGCACACUGCACCGGGCCAUCGACACCGUGCGCGCUAUCAACAAGCUCCGCGAGGGUGGUGGCUUCAUGAUGGACGGUGUAAUGAGCGUCGAUCCCAAGCCAGAACGUGUCAACGGCGAUGAGAUUAUUGAGGAACAAAGCCAUAAUAUUCCUGAGUCGACAUCUGCUGGUACUGGUGGCCCUGGGAGUGCGAUGCAGAUUGAUAGUCGGGGAAAUGCCCGUGGACAGACGGAGGAACAGAUUCGCGCCCAGGAGCGCAGGGUCAAGGAAAUGGUCGCUGGUUUGUGGAGCCGCACUCAGCGUUAG